Molecule: messenger RNA, 3093 nt
Organism: Suncus etruscus (white-toothed pygmy shrew)
Lineage: Eukaryota; Metazoa; Chordata; Mammalia; Eulipotyphla; Soricidae
Product: protein unc-13 homolog C-like
Exons: 2
Coding region: 61-3093 (1010 amino acids)
Biological process (GO): dense core granule priming; synaptic vesicle priming; synaptic transmission, glutamatergic
Cellular component (GO): synaptic vesicle membrane; plasma membrane; presynaptic active zone cytoplasmic component
Molecular function (GO): calmodulin binding; syntaxin-1 binding; diacylglycerol binding
Source: RefSeq, a predicted model, not a curated record
UUUCUUUCCCAUAUCUUGUUUACUUCUUUGGGGUAGAAAAGCUUGCACUAAUUGCUCUCGAUGGUGGCUAAUUUUUUCAAGAGCUUGAUUUUACCUUAUUUACAUAAACUUUGCAAAGGAAUGUUUACAAAGAAAUUGGGCAAUACAACAAAGAAAAAGCAGCGUCAUCAACAGCCAAAGGAGCAUGACUUUUCUUUGCAAGGUCAAUCCAAACCUCCCAAGUUUUCUAAUACCUUGAAAAGCACUGUCAAGAAAAUUACCAAGUGUUCAUCCACUUACAACUUUUCUACUAAGGAAGUGGAAGCUAAUAAAGAAUUUUCCCUUUCACCAACAUUCAGUUAUCGAGUAGCUAUUGCCAAUGGCCUGCAAAAGAGUAUUAACGUAACCAACAGUGAUAAUGAGGACCAACUUCAAGACUUAUCUUCUAUUGAGAGUUCCUAUUCAGAAUCACUAAAUGAACUAAAGAGUACUACGGAAAAGCAGGCACAGUCCACACACAUGAUGCCUGUCCGACGCAACAGAAAAAGUUCCAGCAGCCUGGCUCCAUCUGAGGGCAGUUCUGAUGGGGAACGUACUCUCCAUAGUUUGAAACUCGGAGCUUUACGCAAGCUGAGAAAAUGGAAGAAGAGUCAAGAGUGUGUCUCCUCAGAUUCAGAGUUGAGCACAGUGAAGAAAACCUGGGGAAUCAGAAGCAAAUCUUUGGACAGAACUGCCCGUCACCCCAAGACUAAUACCCUGGAGCCAGGGUUCAGUUCAUCUGGCUGCAUUAGCCAAACACAUGAUGUCAUGGAAAUGAUCUUUAAGGAACUUCAGGGAAUAAGUCAAAUCGAAACAGAACUAUCUGAACUGCGAGGGCAUGUGAAUGCUCUCAAGCAUUCCAUUGAUGAGAUCUCGAGCAGUGUGGAGGUUGUACAGAGUGAGAUCGAACAAUUACGUACAGGGUUUGUCCAGUCUCGAAGAGAGACUAGAGAUAUCCAUGAUUAUAUCAAAUACUUAGGUCAUAUGGGUAGCAAGGCAAGCUUAAGAUUUUUAAAUGUGCCGGAGCAAAGAUUUGAACAUGUUGAAAGUGUGGUGUAUCAAAUUCUAAUAGAUAAACUGGGCUUUUCAGAUACAUCAAAUUCUAUUAAAAUUGAAUUUGCCCAGAGGAUAGGACAGCAAAGGGACUGUCCAAAUGCAAAGCCUCGGCCCAUCCUGGUGUACUUUGAAACUCCUCAACAAAGGGAUUCAGUUUUAAAGAAAUCUUAUAAACUUAAAGGAACAGGCAUUGGAAUCUCUACAGAUAUUCUUACUCACGAUAUCAGAGAACGAAAAGAAAGAGUGAUACCAUCCUCCCAGACAUAUGAAAGCAUGGAUAUGAAGCUGUCUACUCCGGAACCCAAAAUCAAGAAGAAUAAUUGGUGUCUACCAAAUGAUAGUGAUGGAGAAUUGGAAUCAGACCUCAAUAGAAACAGCUAUGCUAUGCUUUCCAAGUCUGAGUGUCCUCCAAAGGGAAGUUCUUCCAAGUCAAGCUCAAAAUCACACAAUAGUAGAUCCAAAAAUAAAACCACUAACAGCAGCAAAAGUUCAAGUAAAUCAAACUAUUAUAAAAUGGCCUCACAAUCACCAGAUUCUAGUAGCUUGGACAAGCAAACCACGACCCAUUAUACAGACGCAACAACACUCUGGCAUUCGCAGAGUGACUUUUUCACUUCUAAACUUAGUCGCUCUGAAUCAGAUUUUUCGAAGUUGUGCCAAUCUUACUCAGAAGAUUUUUCAGAAAAUCAAUUUUUUACUAGAUCUAAUGGAAGCUCUCUCCUGUCGUCAUCAGACCGGGGACUUUGGCAGAGAAAACAGGAAGAUAUUCCUGCCUUGUCUGGGGGUACCCAGAAUCAGCCUUUAAAUGUGGCUGUUCAGAGUGUUCCAGGGCAGAGCGAAAUUGAGAAUACUGAAACUGUUGAUAGUGGAAUGAGUAAUGACCUGGUAUGUGCCUCGGGAAACCAGAGUCAUUGCAGUGAUUCUCAGAUUUCUUUACAGGAAGACCUCUCUCCAUGGAAGGAAUGGAACCAAGAAGAACAAGUAACUGAUUUAGGUUUGGAUUCAUCCACCCAGAACACUUUUGAUUUUGACACAAAUAGCUUGUCAGAUCAACAACUAGAUGUUUACAAUAAAGAGCUGGAAGACUCAGGAAAGUGCCCCAGUGACCUCCAGGAUGACACUGAGAGCUAUGAUUUAACCCAAGAUGACAAUUCAUCUCCAUGUCCUGGGUUAGAUAAUGAUCUGCAAGUUGAAUGGGUUGGUCAAUAUGAUGACCUUGAAGCUAAUGAAAAAGAACAGUCCCCAAAUAAGAAUCAAUUGUCCAUGAUGUAUCGAAGUCAAAGUGAAGUGCAAAGUGAUGAUUCAGAGGGUGCCCCACCGAAAUCUUGGCAUAGCCGGUUAAGCAUUGACCUUUCUGAUAAAUCUUUCAGCUUUCCAAAAUUCGGUUCUACACUCCAAAGGGCUAAGUCAGCAUUGGAAGUUGUGUGGAACAAAAGCACACAGAGUCUCAGUGGGUAUGAAGACAGUGGUUCAUCUUUAAUGGGGAGAUUUAGGACAUUAUCCCAAUCUACUGCAAACGAAUCUAGCACUACCCUUGACUCUGACAUCUACACAGAGCCCUUUUAUUACAAAGCAGAGGAUGAGGAAGACUAUAGUGAACCACUGGCUGAUAAAGAAACUGAUUAUGUGGAAGUAAUGGAACAAGUCCUUGCUAAACUAGAGAACAGGACUAGUGUCAUUGAAACAGAUGAACAAAUACAGGAAUAUGAUCACCCUUCAUAUGAAACACCUUAUGAAACUCCACAAGAUGAGGGUUAUGAUGGGCAGGAAGAUGAUGUGGUGAGUGAAGGUGGAAUAGAGCCCUUAAAUGAAAUAUCAGAUGAAAUAGAAAUAGAAGAAGAUGAAAACCAAAACAUCCCUGAACAGCCAGUGGAAACCACAAAGCCAAAAAGAAUUCGUCCCUCUUUCAAAGAAGCAGCUUUAAGAGCCUAUAGGAAGCAAAUGGCAGAAUUGGAAGAAAAGAUACUGGCUGGAGGUACUCAUUUUUCAAUACUACAUUAUGAAGUAAUUGUGCCUUAA